AACAAGUGAAAAAAACAAUAAAAAAAUUAAAGAGAGAGAGAGAGGUGUAUAUCUGUCUGUGUGUGGGCGCUUGCUUUGUAUCUCUCACCGGAGUCCUCUGUUUAGGUCGGACUCGGAUUCGAUCGGCCAUGGCUGCUUCGAGGUUUCUCCUACUUUUCUCCAUCUUCCUUGCCCUAAUCUUCUUCGCCGCCAAGGUUAGUGCAGAUGAUGAUGCCCCUAUUGCUGCCCAUGAACAUGAUCAUCAACAAACAACAGAACAAGUCAGAUUGGAUGAUCACUCCGAUUCAUCUCUCAAGAUCGAAUUGGACCAACUCAACUCUCAAAUCCGUGCUCUUGAGUCCCAUGUUGUUGAGAAAACUCAACAACUGAAAAGCAAGGAUGAUAUCAUAACAGAAAAGGAGAAGAUCAUUCAUAACAUGGCGGAUAGCAUUGCAUCAUUGCAGAGCGAGAUUGCAUCCCUUCAGAGAAAAGGGACACUAGAUGCUGAUGAGCGGGUGCGAAAGGCGUAUGCACUGGUUGGUGAAUUAGAGAAACAGAUGGAAGAAUUUAGGAAGGAAAUAGGAACAAAAGAUAGGGAAAAGGAGGCCCUGGAAUCUCAAAAGAAUGAAUCUGAGAAAAAGAUGGCUGAACUGAUUUUGAAUCUUGACAAUCUUCAAAAGAUUAUUGAAGAACAAAAGACCAAAAUUCAUAAAACUGAACGUGCACUUCAAGUUGCUGAGGAAGAAUUGAUGAAGGCAAAGUUUGAUGCCACAUCAAAAACUAAUCAACUAAUGGAGGUUCACGGUGCAUGGCUCCCCCCUUGGCUUGCUGUUCAUUUAAUUCAUGGACAGUCAUUUGUCGAGACACAUUGGAAUAUGCAUGGAAAACCAGCAUUGGAUAAAGUAAACCAGAAGGCACUGGAGAAAAAAGCCCAGGCUGCAAAGUGGGCUGAACCCCACGUGGAAACAAUUAAAAUUAAAUGGAUCCCAGCUGUACAAGAACAGUGGGUGAUGAUAACAACAUCUGUUGAACCACAUGUGCAAUCACUAACCACAAAAGCUACUGAAGUUUAUAAGACAUCUAAAAGUGCUAUAACUCCACAUAUUAUCAAAGUACAAGAAAUUGUGGAUCCUUACUAUCAGGAAGUUAAGAAAGUUGGCAAGCCGUACAUUGAUCAUGUUGCCACUGUGACAAAGCCCCAUGUUGAUAAAGUACGGGUUGCUAUCAAGCCGUAUACAAAGGAGAUAGUUCUUGCGUAUGGGAAGUUUCUUGAAUCUGCCACUGUCUAUCAUCAGCAGGUCCAAGACAAAGUGCAAGAUACACUACAAAAUCAUGAGCUUACAAGACCUCUUGCAACUAAAGAGUUGGUGUGGUUUGCUGCCUCUGCUUUGUUGGCUCUACCCAUCAUUGUUCUGCCGAGAAUCUGUUCAGUCAUUUUCUGUAAAAAGGUGAAGAAACCUGCCCGAAGUGGAAAUCCAAAGAAUGCACGCAAGACUAAGCGUGGACAUCCAGACAAGUAGUGGCACAUAGACUGAUGCUCUUUUUUGGCAUGUUCAGGUAUGUAUGAGCGUUAUUUGCCUGGAUGUUUUGUGGAGCUCUGAAGUUUGGUCUCUAUGGACAAACUAGGAUUUUUUUUUUGGUUGUUGUUGUUAUGGCUGUUGUUCCUGGAGCUCUUCACUUGAUUUUAUAAAGGUUCAAAGUAAAAGACGCUUGAAGUCUCUGUCCAUAACUAAGUUAAUGCUGGGUAGUUUGGAAAUUCAUGUAUUAUGAGGGCUUUGUUUUUUUUGUGCUUGGGAUACUUCUUUUUUGCUUCAAAUCCUUUAGACAGUUGAAAUCAGUCUUUGGCGUUGUUUACUUGAAAUAUUAUUUGUAAUGUGCCUAUAAUUUAUUGAUUUCUUGGUUUGGACAUCUCUGUGUGUCUAAGUGCCUGCAUAUAUCUGUAAACAAAUUUGUAUUUA
Messenger RNA from Camellia sinensis, 1937 nucleotides. RefSeq lists its product as uncharacterized. The record is from RefSeq and is a predicted model, not a curated record. NCBI's taxonomy places the organism in Eukaryota, Viridiplantae, Streptophyta, Magnoliopsida, Ericales, Theaceae.